Argiope bruennichi is the source of this 2885-nucleotide messenger RNA. RefSeq names its product zinc finger protein 182-like. Lineage: Eukaryota; Metazoa; Arthropoda; Arachnida; Araneae; Araneidae. The transcript is spliced from 3 exons. Bases 1325 to 2278 code for a protein of 317 amino acids. The record is from RefSeq and is a predicted model, not a curated record. Gene Ontology annotation, biological process: regulation of transcription by RNA polymerase II. Gene Ontology annotation, molecular function: DNA-binding transcription factor activity; RNA polymerase II cis-regulatory region sequence-specific DNA binding.
AUUGGACAGAUCGUAUCCAUUGUAACUUUCCAGUGAAGUCAUCGCUCCGGUAAAUUUCAGUGAUAUCUUAUCGAUUGUUAUUGUCUAUCGUGAUCCAAAACCUGUAAUCGAAAUAUCAUCAGUAAAAUCGUAUGAAGGAUUUAAAUAACACCCCUCUUUGAAAAGUAUUGAUCACUUGUAUAUGUGACUUUUUGAUAUUGGUUACGUAAUAACCACUCUGAAAUUAUUCGUCAUCCCUAUUUUCGCUGCACCAGAACUGGAAAUUCAAACUAGAUUUAAAAUAAAAGACAGAUCGCUGGUAGUAAGUAAACAACUCAACACACAAAAACAUUAAAAAUAAAUCUCAGCCUGAUGUUUGCCCGAACUAUUACUCGUGUGCUUGUUGAGGUAUUCGUAUUCGCGCGAAACUCAAGGAACAACCCAAACUAGAUUUCAAUCAAGAAUUCCUUUCUUUCAAGUUCCAAGAUGUUGUUACCAUGAACAUGAUGAGAUGUUAAGAAGAAAAGUCAAUAAGUCAUCUCUUCUUUCGGGCAAAAUGUGGCAGUAAUAAAAAAGGUUCCAAGAUUGUGUUACCACGAACCUGAUGAAAUGCUAAUGAGAAAAGUCGAUAAAUCAUCUCCUCUUUCGGAAUAAAAGUGGCAAGAACAAGAAAAGCUUGAAUUUUGAAAGACCCACAGUCCCAACUUCAACAUACAACGUAUCUGGAUGGAAUCGAGAACCAUGAAAUAAUAAAUUCUGAAAUACAUCUGCUUAGAAAUUUUUAAUCACGCUAUAAUUCUGAUUAUUUAGUAGUUUAUAUGUGUGAAUAUUGUUACUCACAUUCAAAAAGGAGUAAUUUUAUUCUUAUGACCCAUGUUAUAAAAUAUUCUUCCACAAAUUGCAUUCAAAGUUUUUCCUUUUGAUUCGUCUAAAAAGUAAUAAAACUUCAUUUUUGUCAUAUAUGGUCAAAGGCAUUUAAAUUAUAUUCAUCGUGAAAAUUUUAUUGGCAAACUGCAAUUUAAGAGAUGCCUCAUGCUCAUGAUAUGCAGACCGAAAUGUUUUAAAAACGGGAUUUUCUCAUUGACCACCAGCGGAGAAACGAUAUGCAAAUGUUGUGAUAUUUUCCCAGCUUCCGAAUUUAAAGGAACAAUUUACUAGUGCAUGCUAAACAGAAACCACAUACGUUCGACAUUUGUAGUAAAGCAUUUUUGUUCAACAGUCAUAUUUAAAAAUUCAUUUAAUAUCGCAUACAAUUGGGGAAUCCAACGCUAGCAACUUUUGCAACAAAGUCUUUUCUGUGAUUUACAAUUUCAAAAGACAUUUAUGGACGCAUAAACAAAAGAAAAUGUUUAAAUGCGAGUUUUGCAAGAAAACCUUUUCACGUAACUAUAAUUUAAAAGUACAUUUACGUACGCAUACUGGAGGAAAACCGUAUACAUGUGAUAUUUGUAACAAAGGCUUUUCGGAGGAUUGGAAUUUAAAAAGACAUUUACGUACGCAUACGGGAGAGAAACCGCACGCAUGUGAAUUUUGUAACAAACUCUUUUCGGAUAAGAGUAGUUGCAAGAGACAUUUACGUACCCAUACUGGAGAGAAGCCGUAUGCAUGUGAAUAUUGUAACAAAUUCUUUUCAACUAGGGAGAGUUUAAAAAAACAUUUACGUACGCAUACGGGAGAGAAACCCUAUACAUGUGAAAUUUGUAACAAACACUUUUUGGAUAAGGAGAGUUUCAAAAGACAUUUGGUAAUGCAUAACGGAAAGAAAUUUUUUACAUGCGAGUUUUGCAAGAAAUCCUUUUCGCAGAACGCUUAUUUGAAAGUACAUUUACGUUCUCAUACUGGCGAAAAACCAUAUACAUGUGAAUUUUGUAACAGAACCUUUUCGGAUAAGGGGAAUUUCAAAAAACAUAUACGGAUGCAUAUGGGAGUGAAACCCUAUUCUUGUGAAUAUUGUAACAGAUGCUUUUCGGAUAAGGGGAAUUUGAAAAGACAUUUACUAACGCAUACGGGAGAGAAAUAUUUUUCAUGUCAGUUUUGCGAGAAAUCCUUUUGCCAGAGCGGAUACUUAAAAGUACAUUUACGUACGCACACUGGAGAGAAACCGUAUGCAUGUGAAUUUUGUAAGAAGCCCUUUUCGGAUCAGAGGAUAUGGAAAAAACAUUUACGUACGCAUACUGGAGAGAAACCGUAUACAUGUGAUAUUUGUAACAAACUCUUUUCGGAUAAGACGCAUUUAACAAGACAUUUACGAACGCAUACGAAAGAGAAACCCCAGCCGCAUGAGACUUCUGCAAUAUAAGAUAUUCUCAUUCCAUUUCUUUAAAGAAACUUUUACCAGAGCAUAUCAUAGAAAAUGAAUGAAUUAUAUACCUCUCGUGUUCAAGAAAGCGUAUGUUAAUAUGAGAAAUUUACCUCAUCUUAAAGAGAAAGACUUAUAAUAAUGAUUUUAAAGUAAGUUUAUGUUUCAUAAAACAAGGACCAAAAAGGGUUAUUAUUUUACUCAAAUAUGUUGAAAUAAACUCUUCUAGAACUUUGUUUUUUAUUGCAUAGCGUAUGAUGCAUAUUCAUUGUUAUUAUUCGAGUAAUUCUUUUUCUUAAAUGAAUAUUUCAACUUUGCAGGGCUCUUGAAGAAAGCAAAACAACGUAUAAUCUUUUUUAUCCGAAAUUAUAAAUUCAAGUUGAAAAUUUAGACGAUGCCGUUAUAAAUGUUUUUCAGAAGUACCUCCCAAAAGACGAACAAUAUCAAGACGAUACGAUAACUCAUCUGAUACCCUUUCAGUUUUUCCAAUAUCAUACUUUGAAACCUUGCAGAUAUGCAUGUCUUAAAUUUGUCAGCAUCAAAUGAUAGAAGGGAAACAAGCACCUGCAGUUUGUUGUAGAGCCAUAUUAGCUUAUUAAUUUUGAAU